CCUUUUGUCUAUACCUUCUAAUAUUAGUAUUUUGGUUCUGUUUUGGGCCUUGUAGUGAUCGAGGGCUUAACCCUACCUCACAAAGGACACCACCACAAGAAGAACGACUUACUCGGUGACAGAAGUACUGCACAUGGUUCUAAGCACCAGCAUAAGCCGUGUGCAAGACACCACUCACCAGCGCAUGUUGUAGCAACCGGUGCACAGCGAGAAACGGUCCCCACUCCACUUCAAGAUUUUGUUCUCUUGAGCGGAAGUCCUCUGUUUCAUGAACGACCCAGAGCAAGCGAUAUUAAAGCCAACAUCACAGAUGCUACAGCUGUGGGAGCCACGGAUCAGAAAGCACCUCAAGGAACUCAAGAAAAAGAGGCAGCUGUCAAUCAAACGAUUACCAAGUUACAGGGACCAGAGCCAUUGUCCAAUCAGCAAGGGGAAGCCAUCCAACAACAUCAAGAAUCGGUUGGUACUACUGACCUGCUUAAAACUGAACAGAAGCAAGUCAACGGUACGGAGCAACAUCCAAUGAGUGAAUCAGAAGAAUCUUCUAAAGCACAACUAGCGUUAUCUCAGGAGCUGCCACAAAAGAUGAAAGAAGGUCUCAACCAAGGGAAAGACCAAGAAAAGCUGACCAACGGCACCAUUUCUAAGGCGCCAGGUGUAGCCAUAACAGUAAAAACUCCUGCUAGACCUACCUCACCCAGCGGAGUAACGAUAGGCCUGGGAAAUAACUCUUUGGCCAACGGUGACCAAGAGAACCCUACUGAAGAAAAUGCCCCCAACAAAAUCGUCACAAUCGCAGUGAAUGGGCAAAAUGUUGGGACGAAUUACAAAGCUACCAGUCCAAACGAAAACCAGACUGACAUCUCCGUGGCCUCGAACAUAAAGCCUGAGUCGGAAAAUCAAAACAUUGACGUUGGACAUUUCCCUUUCAACAUACCUGGAAUACGAAAUUACGGAAACGGGAAAAACGACAGCAAAGUGGCUGAAGCUUCGAAACUGAUAACUGAUAAACAAACGAAACUGGGGCUCCACGAAAAUCUCGGGCCCAAUUGUCACUGGAAAACCACUAAAGGAGCGAACGGUGCUGUUAUUACAUCUGUAGCUUGCUCCGGGGAGUUCCAUAAACCCGAGGCUGACAACAAAGGAGGCUUGGGAGAAGUAGGCCAGAAGCCGGGACAAGCAGAACGAUUCGGAAGUAAACAAACGAGUGCCAAAUUACUUACUUCACCCAUGAAGGCUGAAGGAGGGGAAAAGGAAAUGCAGUUGCAAAGUGAUAAGGAGUUUGAAGAUGACGCAGUUACCACAACCAACGCUUUCCGUAAGAUACAUCGAGCACUCCCAAUGAAGUUAAGCCCCGAGCUUAGUCUUCAAGCUAAAAAGUAUGCCGAGAAGAUCGCCAGCAUGGGAUCACUUCAACAUGACUAUGUUGCUGUGAAACACCUGGACGAAGGAGAGAACCUUGCGAUGGGCUGCAAGCAAUAUGGAGUACCUCUUACUGCAAAGGAGGCCAUAACGAACUGGUAUAAUGAGGUAUGCGCUUAUGACUUCAAUCGAGGAGAGUUUAGCAUGUCAACAGGGCAUUUCACUCAAUUGGUGUGGUCUGACAGCACCGAGUUCGGGAUAGGAAUGGCACCUGGUCAGCAAAACGGAAUGCCCUGCGUCUUCGUUGUGGGACGCUUUAAGCCGUCUGGAAAUUACAAGGGAGAGUACAAGAAGAAUGUGUUUAAAGGGACUUUUGACCCGAGCUACUGCGAUAAACUUCGAGACAAAAAGCUAUUGUAGGACCCAAGACCACCUCGCCAAUAUUAACAUGUCUGCGUUUAAUUAACAAGUCGAUGAGAGUAAAAAAAAAAAAAAGAAUGUAAUCUUGUAUUACCGCUAAACGUAAGAAGGGCUCGAAUAUUGAGCCAUAACUUUUAAAAACAUCGAUCGCUUCAAUGUAAACUCGUUAAAUCUGUAGACCCAUUAUUAAAGCUGUGUAAAUUUUAAUUAGUCUCUGCUUUUUCCAUAGUAACUAUGAAUAUGAGAGCAAAUAAAACAAGUUCUGCGUGA
Orbicella faveolata is the source of this 2052-nucleotide messenger RNA. RefSeq lists its product as uncharacterized. The record is from RefSeq and is a predicted model, not a curated record. NCBI's taxonomy places the organism in Eukaryota, Metazoa, Cnidaria, Anthozoa, Scleractinia, Merulinidae. Gene Ontology annotation, cellular component: extracellular region.